Messenger RNA from Apodemus sylvaticus (European woodmouse), 1325 nucleotides. RefSeq names its product chromosome 9 C6orf141 homolog (gene C9H6orf141). The record is from RefSeq and is a predicted model, not a curated record. The transcript has 2 exons. Lineage: Eukaryota; Metazoa; Chordata; Mammalia; Rodentia; Muridae. The coding region runs from base 62 to 601 and encodes 179 amino acids.
UUGGCGCUGCCCGCGGAGUUUAGCUGGAGUUUUCCUCCCAGAAUUGAAGAAACCUGGACGCAUGAAUGAUCUCCCCUCCGGGGUGGAGCCCGGCAGACCCCGGGGGCGCUCUGGGUGCUCUCCGCGCGGUGAGGGGCGUGGGCCACCCUUGGAUUCCAGCACCCCGAAUCUCACCUUGGCGGGGACCGAUAGGGCCCUAUCAGCCGCAAGUGGGAAAUUGAGAUCGCAGACCGGAAAGAAUUUGGAUUGCCAGUCCCGGGUCAGAGAGAAAGUGCUCUUUCUUUUGCACCCGGAGAGGUGGUUGGGAACACAAGCCGACCCUGAUUACUCAGCGCUGGUAGACAGCGAGAACCUUCCCCUGACUAUUGGAGAUCGUCGUGAUUCGGAACCGCAACCGAAGCUUUCCCGCAGGCGUAUUGCCACCGUCCCGGGAGCCCAGCCCGAGAACCCCGACACCACACCCAGGUCGGUGUUGGUGCGGGUCGUGGAUUACCAGGUGACGCAGGAGGUGCAGUGGACCGCAUGGACCAAGGGGAGUAUGACCACGAGGACGGAAGAGCGCUCUGUGGCUGCAGUCACCUUUCGGACACAGAGGGAGUGACACAGCUCAUGGGGGUUACCAGAGCGCCAGCGCCCCAAGGACCUGGUGCUCAAGAAAUUAAACACACAGAUCUCUGGAGCCUGAGAAAUAUUCCAGGACAGUGGAUGCGGGAAAAUGCUUGAAGAACAAAUUUUAAGCAGCCUGAGACGUCUUCUGUAGCUUAAGUGUCACACAGUGGUUAGCGAAGAAAAGGUGAAGAACAGUUUCCUUCCGUGUCUCAGAAGAGCAUCUAUCUGGACUUGUCCUCAGUACCAAGGAAUCUCUCCAAUGACUGGGGCUUCAUUCUACCACUUAACCUCCACUUCACAGAAAACAAGUUUAUCUAAAAUUGCGUUUGUUAGAUUAAUUGCAUCAAUGACUCUGAGAGGUCCAUCUGGGCACAUUAUGACUGGUUCAAAUAUCCAAGUCACAUAAUUACUGUGGAUUCAGGCAAGCGUCUACCUCUUUUAUUAAUAUGUGUUUUUUUUUUAAUUGUUUGAGGUAAUGCCUCACUGGAUAGCCCAAGUUUACUUUGGACUUGGUGUCUAGCCUGUGAUGACUGACCUUGAGAUCUUUCCUUGUGAGCCUCCCACAUGUUGGGAUGACAGUAUAUGACAGAAUGCCUGACCACCACCUCUCUAAUUCCUUUAUUCACACCUGUUACUACCUUGAUGUUCAAUAUAUUUGACCUGCUGUUGUAUUGAGGGGCCAUAUUAUGUUUCAAUUAAAACUCACUGUGAUUCUU